AUGGCGGAAGUGGACAUGGGGCAUAGUGGCUUCUUAUUGCCGCGCAAAGGAUGGAAUGGGGACGACACCUUCGGCUUCUACGAGCAGGCUUCGGAGUCCGCGAUCUUGAAUGGCGAGCUCUUCAGGGAAAACGAGCGCCUCUUCCUGAAGCAAAACCUACGGCUCAGCUCGGUGUCCUUCCCCAUCGGCGGGGAGAACACGGUGGAGAUCGAGGUGAAGGCCUUUUGGCAGCCCGAGGCCAUCCAUUUCAAAGGAACUGGGUCGCGGCCCGGGCGCUUCGUCACUUUGCUGUCCGAUAUCCAACACCCGAUCAGGGACGUGUGGGCUUGGAUCAAGAAGCCUGGCGUGAAUGGUGAACUCGCCGAAGCGCUGGUGCGUCCCUUGUACAAGAAGGGCUUCUCCGUGGUGAUGCUAGACAUGCCGGGCAGCGGCGGCAGCGCGGCGAACGCAGAGCUCACGGUGGACUACUCGGUCUGGGAGGCGGAGGAUUGGCGCAUCGUGGAGGCGGCCAUGCGCGGCUCUGGCCAAAGGAAACCGGGGGGUCCUCGAACCCCUGUGGAUGGACGAAAUCCGCGCACCACGAAAUGA
Messenger RNA from Effrenium voratum, 588 nucleotides. Lineage: Eukaryota; Dinophyceae; Suessiales; Symbiodiniaceae. The record is from the annotation of a GenBank genome assembly.